GCUGAUUCGUAGUGGACACCAACUGAGUGUCUCUCUGCCACUGGACCUGAAAGCCAGUCACCACUGAGCCAGUGGGAACACUACCAGUGAUAGUGAUGGUAGUGGAUGUGACUGUUGGAGAUGUAUACAGAACAAGAGCAGAUGGAACUGUGAAAAAAUCAGUUAUGAAAAAUUGUAAAUGUUGGUAUUAUUCCUGCUUACCCAAGCGAACAGCGGUAGUAGCAACACUUUCACUGACUAGGUCUGUUGAUGAUGUGGCUACAAUUGAUAUGGUAUAGGUCCUUCCAUUGAUCCCCCAGAGUAGGAGAUUUCAUAGCCAGUGAUACCAUUCAAUGGAGAAACAGGAGGGUUCCAGGUUACUUCAAUACUUGUAGGUCCUCUCUGGACAGCUGUCAC
This is a messenger RNA of Geodia barretti, 396 nucleotides long. The record is from the annotation of a GenBank genome assembly. NCBI's taxonomy places the organism in Eukaryota, Metazoa, Porifera, Demospongiae, Tetractinellida, Geodiidae.